CCUCCCAGAUCUGAACCGCGCCGGCGAUCGCCGGACCACCCCCCCCCCCUCGCCGCCAUGGCGCUCACCCUCCGCAAGAAGCAGCUCGAUUUGAUCGUGCGGAUGCUCCACCUGAACCUGCAGCAGGGCUCUCCCGACGGGGUGGGCGGCGGAGGAGGAGGAGUGCGAGGAGGAGGGGUGGGAGAUGGGGAGGAGGAGGAGGCGUACAAGAUCCUGGUGAUGGACUCCCCCUGCAUCGCGCUCCUCGCGCCGGUGCUCCGCGUCGGGGACCUCCGCAAGCACGGGGUCACGCUCCACCUCAACAUCGACAAGGCGAGGCAGCAGGUCCCCGACGCCCCCGCCGUCUACCUGGUCAGGCCUACCGCCGCCAGUGUCGACCGGAUCGCCGCCGACGCCGCCGCGGGGCUCUACGCCUCGUUCCACGUCAACUUCUCCACCUGCGUCCCGCGCCCGCUCCUCGAGCGCCUCGCCUCCGCCGCCGCCGCCUCGCGCUGCGCGCACCGCGUCGCCCGCGUCGCCGACCAGUACCUCGACUUCGUCUGCCUCGAGGAGGACCUCUUCUCCCUCGCCCAGCCCCGCGCCUACGUCGCGCUCAACGACCCCGCGGCGGCCGAGGCCGACAUCACCGCGCUCAUCGAUGCCAUCGCGCUCGGCCUCUUCUGCGUCGUCGCCACGCUCGGCACCGUGCCGGUCAUCAGGUGCGCCCGCGGCGGGCCGGCGGAGAUGGUCGCAGCCGCGCUUGACGCCCGUCUCCGGGAUCACCUCAUCGCCAAGCCCAAUCUCUUCACCGAGGCUGCGUCCACAGCUGUUGCAUCGUUCCAGCGGCCAGUCCUGUGCCUGUUCGAUAGGAAUUUCGAGCUUUCGGUGGGGAUCCAGCAUGAUUGGAGCUACCGGCCAUUGGUCCAUGAUGUGCUCGGCUUGAAGUCGAACGUACUGAAGUUGCCAGUAGAGAGGUAUGAGUUGGAUGACUCUGACACAUUCUGGGCGGUGAAUAGCUGGUUGCAAUUCCCCAAUGUGGCAAAGGAAAUCGAGGCACAACUUGCCAAGUACAAGCAGGAUGUUGAUGAGGUGAACCAGCGCACAGGUGGCGCGAGGGAUGGUGUUGAGUUUGAUGGCACCGAUCUCAUUGGCAACACCAGGCAUCUCAUGAACGCAGUGAACUCACUCCCCGAACUGACUGAACGGAAGAAGUUGAUUGAUAAGCACACAAAUAUUGCAACAGCGUUGCUUGGGCAUAUCAAGGAGAGGUCGCUGGAUGGAUAUUGUGAGUGUGAGAACAGUAUGCUCGUGGAUGGCACCUUCGACAGGACCAAGUUGCUGAACCUUCUGAGAGGGAAUGGCACCAAGGAGGAUAAGCUCCGGCUUGCUGUGAGCUACCUGCUGUCGUUUGAGACACCGCAGUCAUCUGACCUUGAACAGGUUGAGGCUGCGCUGCGCGAGUCGGAAGUGGACAUGUCUGCAUUUCAGUAUGUGAAGAGGAUAAAGUCAUUAAACAGCCAGUUUGCUGCAGCAUCAAGCACAAGCAAGGGUCAGCUUGUUGAUUGGGCAGAGAAGAUUUAUGGGAACUCCAUUAUGGCCAUGACGACACAGGUGAAAAAUCUCUUAUCAGAUGGAAGGCAGCUAGCCAUUACAAGGACUGUUGAAGCUCUGAUGGAUGGGAAACCAAAUCCAGAAGUUGACAACUACCUACUGUUUGAUCCACGGGCCCCUAAAUCAGGAAGUGGUGGGCAGUUCAGAGGACCCUUCAGAGAAGCCAUUGUUUUCAUGAUUGGUGGUGGAAAUUACAUUGAAUACAGGAGCUUGCUGGAGCUAGCGCAACGAUCACAGACUACCAAGCAAGUCAUAUAUGGAGUGACAGAAAUUCUUAAUGGUGUGGAGUUUAUUCAGCAACUCUCGGAAUUGGGGCAGAAAGCUGGGUUGGGUGGUGUCAGCAGCAGCCUGCCACCCCAAUAAUCAGGCUUCUACGAGAUAUUUUGAUGUUUAUGUGUGAUUCAAAAUUCCUAGAUUGCAGUAAAUAGUCUCUUACCAGACUUUUGAUGUUAAGGAAUGAUCAAGACUGCAUAGAUCAAUGGUAUUGGCCCUGCUUUGAAUGAGUUAUCAAUACAAAGCUUUCUUAUGAUUUUGUCCUUUCUGAGAGUCUGAUAUGAUAGUACUCAUGUAUACUCAUUUCUUUUACCAUCAGUUAUUUCUUC
Messenger RNA from Oryza brachyantha (malo sina), 2192 nucleotides. RefSeq names its product SEC1 family transport protein SLY1. Lineage: Eukaryota; Viridiplantae; Streptophyta; Magnoliopsida; Poales; Poaceae. Gene Ontology annotation, molecular function: syntaxin binding. Gene Ontology annotation, biological process: intracellular protein transport; endoplasmic reticulum to Golgi vesicle-mediated transport. The record is from RefSeq and is a predicted model, not a curated record. The transcript is spliced from 2 exons. The coding region runs from base 58 to 1953 and encodes 631 amino acids. Gene Ontology annotation, cellular component: Golgi membrane; cytosol.